Anopheles funestus (African malaria mosquito) is the source of this 8556-nucleotide messenger RNA. RefSeq names its product guanylate cyclase 32E (gene Gyc32E). The transcript has 16 exons. Lineage: Eukaryota; Metazoa; Arthropoda; Insecta; Diptera; Culicidae. Bases 4398 to 8243 code for a protein of 1281 amino acids. Gene Ontology annotation, biological process: cGMP biosynthetic process; intracellular signal transduction; receptor guanylyl cyclase signaling pathway. Gene Ontology annotation, molecular function: peptide receptor activity; protein kinase activity; ATP binding. The record is from RefSeq and is a predicted model, not a curated record.
UGUGCCCUUGAAUGGAAAGAAAAACUGCUAUCUGCUGCCAAUUUCCAAUAUUAAAUAACCGAUUGUUAAGGUAAGGCGAGGCCCAUUAGAUAAACAUUAUAUCAUUUUGCACUCACUCAUUCAGACCAUUACACCAACUUGAUAAACAUAAGAAGGGAACGGUCACAGUUUAUUACGUGUUGAAUUGAAUACACUAAUACAUAAAAUGCACCAAACCAAUAGCAUCUAAUCCUAUAGCUGCUUUUAAAUAAAGUUUGUUUUUCUCCAGGAUGCGUACAAUUUCCUUGAAUUGAAUUAUCAUCGUUAUCAGUGUUUUUGUUUACUUUCCUAUUUUUAGUGUCUACCUUGGUUGGCUUUCAUUUCUUUAACGUUGAAAAUCAAAAGCUAGCGUCAUUAGGUUUUAUUCGUUGCUAAGGCUCAACCAGCUUUCUUUUAGUGCAUACAUUUUCUUCUUUAUUCCGUUGAAUUUACAUCGGCAUACAUAUUUUUAUGAUUUAAAUAUUUUCUAAGUUCUCCUCUUUUUGAUGAAUAAAUCAGAUCAAGGCGGAAGACUCUGGGAAAACAUUUGCUUGGCAUGCAAGCUGAAAUCAUGCCACCUGAUUGUAGUUAUUGGCGGUGUGGCAUUAGCAAACGGUCUCAUCAUUUUCUGCUCUCAUUUGUACAUCCAUCUUCAAUUAAAUAGGCUCAAAAUCCCCUUGGAACUGUUAGUACUUUUGAAAGAAAUUUUACUUUUUUAAAUAUACUAUAUAAAACCUUAUACUAGCAGCAUAAUAUUAUAUUUCAUAUUUUCAUAAUAUUGUCGGAUUACUUUGCAAAAUUUUGUAGUAGAACAUUAGAUGGCAAUUUUGCACUUCAUACAAUAAAUCAACAAUGAAUAGAGUUAUAAAAAAACUUCUUAUUCGCCCAGAGACAGUUCAUGUUAUGUUGAUCAUAUUAUUCGUGAUUGCUUGCGACUUCCAAGAGUCAUAUUGGCUAAUAAUGGGGAGAAUCUCCAAAAAUUUAUGAUCUGGUAAGUCCUGGCAAGUCAAGAUAGUUUAGUUCGCGUGGUAAACAUAACUUUAGUAUGAAAUUAUUAUAGAUGUUAAAGUAAUUUUGUCUAAUCAGAAGAACGCAUAUCCUAUUAUUAUUCUAAAAAACCCUAAAUUGAUAUUCAUGUUAUACCAGUGGAAUACAAUCCAAGUUGUUUAGGAAAUCAAAUGAACCGGUACACGUGCUUGCAAUAAGAGAAAUACGCUACGAAUUCUCUUCAUUGCAAUUAUAUCCUUGCGGUUCCAUCACAGUUCAACCGAGAGUAUUUUAGAGCUAAAGGUUCCUGUUACGAAAAGGACACGAUGAGCCUCAUCGGAAGCAGCCGAUGCUCUCGUGAGUUUACGUUAAAAGCUCUCGGGAAGAUGUGGCCAACGGUAGUAUAUAAAGCAACAAGUGCCGACACUAAGGAGGACAGUCUUUUCGCGACUAGAAUCGUGCCUGGAGUUGACAGUUGAAUGUCCGGAACAUGACCGUUGUGAGUGUAUAGUGUAUAGCGUGUGUGGGUGUAUUUCCGUAUUUUUGUUAUAAGCAAUAUCAGUAAGCGAAAGAAGAACCAUGAUCGUUUAAUGGAUGAGUGGAUAUAAGUUUGAAAUUUCUAAUAACUAUUAAAUGAAGCAAAAGCACAUAUACGAUAAGACUAGUACAAACAAUGCAAAAGCACUGCACCUCUCUAUUCCUACCGCAUCCAUACAGUACAUAUCCAUCCUUUUCUAAGGGAUAUUGUUGACGGAGGAAAUAAAAGAAAACGUUAUAAAAUAGUACGAAAAUGCAUCACUGACCCCGACCGAUGACCGUUGCCUCAGCGUGCGGUCUCUAAGGAUUAGCUCACCAAUUGAUGUCAAUUAAAUCGAACUCCGAACAUCGAAGUUUUCCCUGCCUUACGCGUUCCGGUGUGUAUAUCAACCGUGUGUUGUGAUGUGUAGAGUUAUAAAAGAGUGUAAAUGGGUAAAAGGUGAAACGGUAUGAUUUUACUGUUCUGGGGCACAGCUGGAAGUACAGUUAAGAGGUGUGUUCCGAUGGAGCAAAGGGGACCGUUGUUUUCCGUUUUAUAACGUUUUGCUGAAUUAUUUUUACUUUUCAUUCUUACAUUCUCCUAUUUCUUUUUGACUCUUCCGGUGUUCUGGUUUGUGGGAUUCCUAAUGCCAUUUUUUACAAGGAGAUUAAUUAGUUCCUCCACCAGUUUUGAAAGAGAGCUAUUUUUAGAAAGAAGAAUUGGAAUCAGCUCUUAUUACGUACAAGAAUGUGUAAAUAAUUAAUUUUACGAAAUAAUGGAACGACCCAAAAUUACUGGGGUAUAAAUCAAUAGUUUUGAUUUCACUUUAAACAUCAAUUUCAAAUUUAUUGUGGUCAUUCUUCUUGCCGUAAUGACCUGCUGGCCUACAUAGACAGAUGCGAUUCUAAGUGCUGAAGUAAUUAGUUUUUCUUCCGAUCCUGAAGUAAAUAUCGUGCUACCCCCUUCGACUGAAGGCGCGUUUCACUCUCGAUCGGCCUUUUAACACUGAUAAUAGACUGAUAGCUUAUCAAAUGGAAAUGGAAAAUCAAAUGGAAAAAGGCGAAGUAGGUGGUAUUCGUACGACUUGGCAAACGUUAACGUUAUUAACGUUAACUUGGGUAACGUUAACCAUAUUAACGGUGACUUUUCGUUUUCCGGUUAAUAGGAAUCGGUUAUGUGUCAACAAAUAAGAAUUUUUACUUAAUCCCUACAGGAAGACAUUCGAACUAGUAAUCUUAAAUAGUUACUAAUGCCGAAUAAUAACCCAGUUUUCUGAACGAUAUGUAAACCUGUUUACUUAUGUAUGUUGUUUUAGUGGCAUACUCAUCGGUAACUAAAAAUUAAACGGUGUACAUUCUAAUAAUGUGACAAACGGCGCCGGUCCAAUGGACUGGGGAUCAAAUCCCAUCCGGACCGUCUCUCCGUAGCAUGGACUGACUAUCCUGCUACGUGGUAAAAUAAGUCUUGAUGGGGCCAUGUCGUUCAAGCCGAGUAAAACAUAUUAACAUUUAGUAAAAUAUCACAAUCACAACACUAUUUUGUUUUACUAACACAAGGUUCAGUGCUGCAAUAUUGAAGUGUCGUUAUGAAAUAAACCAUGUCCACUUUCUGUUUAUGAGUGCAGAUUGAGGUACAGGAAGAAAAUUAUUUAUACUCUUAGCUACAAAUGACGGUACAAGCUUGGUUCAUGUUCCCAAACGGGUUCACUGUCGCACGGUCUAUUGUUCACAACAGUAGGUCUGCAGCAAUUCUUGUGUAACGUGGCUUCCAUGUGAGAAAGACAUAACCAUUACUAAUAAUCAUAUUUUUACAGCACUAGUUUUACUUUACGACCCACGUGAGAUGAAGGUUUUUAGGAUUGUUGGUAUUACUUCGUUGCGUUGUUUAUCCACAUUAGCUUGCUUCGUUUGUGAUGUGAUGAUCUUGACGGAAUUUUCCUAUCGGAAAACCUAUCUUCUACUGCUGGUAAAAUAAAUGACGUUUGACAUAUUAGGUAUAGUUUAUUUAAUUUAUUUCAAGAUAUAUCUCUUCACAUUUAAACUUCAUUUUUCUAAUGCUUUGUAUAUUUUAAUUGUUCUAUUUAACUUGUUUACAAUUUAACAUUCCAUAAACAUUCGUCUUGAUGUAACGCUGUACGUAAACUAGAACAAAUUUAUUUCAGUUAAUCGCUUCCUAUGAUAUGCCUUCCUGUGUGAGCUUAAAAUAUAAAUGAAAUUCUAUGUUUUGAUGCUCUAUGCAUAUUCGUCCUUCUUCGAUUGUAAUGCAUUAAGACCAAAACUUCCAACAUUUCUAUCCCAAAAUUUACUGCUUAGUUAGUUCAAAGCUUCAUAUGGUAAACUACAACUACUACUACUAUACGAACUAGCGAAUGAGUACACGUUGGAACGUGAAGCUUGAGAUAUUCAUUUUUUUCAUUUUUAAUCAACAUAAGCGAAUUCGUUCGGUCCCAAACAUUAACGAGCAGUUGCCGUGCUAUUAAAUACAGAUUUGCAUAAAUGGACUAACCAAACAUCAUUAUGCUACCAUUAGUCAAAGGACAAAACUUUGAUGAAAUUGUACAAUAGUUCGAUAAACAAUGAACAUCAUAAAAAAACUGACUUAGUUGCAAUUUACUUUUUUAAUCAACUAGCAUCUUUCUACAUAGUUUAUUUACAGUGCAAAUCACUUUUGAUCAUCAAGUAAUGUUUUUUCCAGAAAUUUAUUCUAAUAAUGAGACCAUAAUUUCCAAGCACGUACAAAUUAAUUACACGAAACAGAAACCUCUUCAAGCGGCUAUAAUCGAACCGGCUCGGGGCUGUUAGUAGAAUUGUCUGUAAGAUCUUCAAGAGGGCAAUAUAAAAACAGUGCAUUAUCUGUAAUACGCAUCCAAUGUACGAUGGCAGAUGGGUUUCAACUGUUGCUGGUACUGCUGAUAGUUUCGGGACCACUCGACUCGCACGCGUUGCCAUCCGCCAUCGCUCGGAUGUCUUGUGACUGUCCUCGCAGUGUUGACAGUUUCCUGCAGACCAACGUCUCCUUCCAACGUCCGAUCGUGACGAUGGCGCGCAAUGGAACUGGAGACGAAUUGUACGUGGGCUUUCUGGCUGGCUACGUACAUUCCAAGGUCGUUUUGGGGGCACUGCUGCUAGCCAUAGAAACGAUAAACAACGAUUCCACGCUACUGCCCGGCAAAAAGCUACGACUAAGAGCGGUUGACAUAGGAGCACAAAAGUCUCUUAAAGCUUUCCCCAUUCAGAAAAUGACCGAAAUGCGGGACAGCGGCAUCGUUGUUUUUAUUGGACCUGAUGAAACCUGCACCUCGGAAGCACUGGUAGCUUCGGCCUGGAACAUACCGAUGAUUUCGUAUAAAUGUGCCGACAUAGCCGUAUCGGAUAAGACUGUAUAUAGUAGUUUUGCCCGCACGCUGCCACCAGCAACAAAAGUGUCGAAAAGUAUUGCUGCCCUUUUGCUGGCCAACAAUUGGCAUUGCUUUAGCAUCGUGGCAAGUAAACAUCCGGCCUGGAGCAUGGAGAUUGCACACGCGAUUGAGCUUCAAGCGGAGUUAAAUAAUCUCACGGUAAACCACAUCCGCUUUUAUUCAGAUUAUAUUCCAUCCAAAAUUUUUGAACUACAAGAGAUAGUAGACAACACUUACCGAAACACUCGAGUGUACGUCUUCGUGGGCGAUCACAUUGAAAUGGUGGACUUUGUACGAUGUCUACAGAAUCGAAAGCUCCUCAGCACGGGCGAUUACAUCGUAAUAUCGAUCGAUGACGAGAUCUACGAUCCGAACAUGAAGCGCAACAUAUACCAAGAGUAUUCCGAUUUCUACCAAAAGUAUUUUGGAAACUUGAAGGAUAAGCAUCAUAACCGCAAACGGUACAAUUACAAAGACCAGCAGCGUUUACAGGAGGCUUUCCAGUCGGUGCUACGAAUAUCACCACUCUUUCCAAUGAACCCGAAAUAUCGCAAACUUUGUCACCAGUUUAAACUAUACUCUCGUAAGGAUCCGUUCCGUGUGCCACUACCAUACAAUCGCAACAUAUUCGACGCAAUACAGGUUCCUAUCUAUGGUGCUUAUUUGUACGACGCCCUCAUCAUCUACGCUCGUGCCGCAUCCGAAGUGAUUCAUGACGGUGGCGACAUCUCCGAUGGAAGAUUAAUUAUGUGCCAUAUAUUCAACCGGUCGUACCACUCGAUACAAGGAUUUGACGUGUACAUCGAUGCAAACGGGGACGCAGAGGGCAACUUUUCGGUUAUCGCAUUACAGAAGGAUGACAAGGUAAACAACUCGUUACAGAUGUCGAUGCAACCGGUGGCACUAUUUGUAUACGGGGCGCGAAACGCCACAACCGGCACGACCCUGCCCGAGUUCCGCUACCUCAACCCAAACCGGCCAAUUAUGUGGCUAAAGGGGCGACCGCCAUUGGCGGAACCAAUAUGUGGUUUCUACAAUGAAAAGUGUGAACCGAAGGCGAAAGAUUGGCGAUACAUUACUGGUGCGCUGGUAGUUAUUCUGUUCAUGGCCAUUUUUACCAUUAUUCUGUUCAAACAUUAUCGUUACGAACAGACGUUGGCUUGUUUGCUGUGGAAAGUGGACAUGAAGGAUGUGAUUCUGAUAACCUCUCCUGACGCACUAUACAGCAAUGAACUGCGGAAAAAUCUUGUAUGCCAACAAAGCAUAAUGGUCAACAAUCCUGGAGACACCAACAAACGAGCUUAUACGACUAUUGGGCUGUACCGUGGCAAUAUCAUUGCAAUCAAAUAUUUGCACAAACGAACGAUCGAUAUCACCCGUAACAUACGCAAGGAACUAAAGCAAAUGCGAGAAAUACGGCACGAAAAUCUGAUCACGUUUGUCGGUGCAUCGAUUGAUCACGGUAUGGUUAGCAUCUUGACAUCGUAUUGCGCCCGAGGCAGCCUUGUCGAUGUGCUUUCAAACGAGGAUCUGAAGCUAGAUCACAUGUUCGUGUCGUCGUUGGUGAGUGACAUUGUCAAGGGACUAAUCUACCUGCACGAUAGUGAUGUCGGAUCGCACGGUAACUUACGGUCCAGCAAGAUUUUGAUUGAUUCACGCUGGGUUGCUCAGAUAGCAGACUUUGGGUUGCAUGAGUUUAAAUCUUGUCAGGAGGAGCCAAGCAAGUAUGACAUAGUGUAUUUUGAUGUCUUGAAGGGAAUUGUUGUUAUGCUGCCGUACACUUUCAGAUUCGAAAAAGAAUUACGCAGGAGUCUUUGGAAAGCUCCAGAAAUUCUGCGCGAUCCAAACUGUCUGCCGCGAGGUACACAGAAAGGCGACGUGUAUUCGUUUGGUAUUGUACUUUACGAAAUAAUAGGACGAAAAGGCCCUUGGGGUGAUGUGAACAUGAGUUGGCAAGACAUUAUGGCGCGUGUUAUGUCUCCGGAAGAAUAUGGAAUAUUUCGUCCAUCGCUACGAGGUAUUGAUGCUCCCGAAUACGUCAUUCAGCUGUUACACUCUUGCUGGGAGGAAGAUCCAGAAGAUCGACCGGAUAUACGAUUGAUACGUGUAAAGCUGAAGCCUAUGCAAGCAGGACUCAAACCCAAUAUUUUCGAUAAUAUGCUUGCAAUUAUGGAAAAGUAUGCAUAUAACCUGGAAGGAAUAGUGCAGGAGCGCACUAAUCAGCUCACGGAGGAAAAGAAAAAAACAGAAUCGCUUCUAUUAAGGAUGCUUCCGAAAAGCGUUGCGGAAUCACUGAAACGUGGUGAACAAGUAGAGGCUGAAUGUUUCGAUUGCGUCACAAUUUUCUUUAGCGAUCUGGUAGGCUUCACAGAGUUAUGUGCCCAAAGUACACCCUUCGAGGUGGUAGAAAUGCUGAAUGAUCUCUACACCUGUUGCGACUUCAUUAUCUCCAGCUACGAUGUGUACAAGGUUGAAACGAUCGGUGACGCUUAUAUGGUCGUUUCCGGACUUCCUUUACGGAAUGGUGAUCGACACGCGGGUGAGAUUGCAUCGAUGGCCUUGCAUCUACUGAAUUCCAUUUCGAGCCUCGAGAUACGACAUCGACCAGGUGAAUUCAUUCAAAUGCGCAUCGGCAUCCAUUCGGGCCAAUGUGUGGCAGGUGUUGUCGGGCUGAAAAUGCCCCGGUAUUGCCUGUUUGGUGACACGGUCAACACUGCCUCACGCAUGGAAAGCAAUGGUGAAGCAUUGAAAAUUCAUAUCUCGACGGUAACGUACGAGCUGUUGAAAAAGCUUGGUGGGUACAAGUGCAAAGAGCGGGGUAUUAUUAAAGUAAAAGGAAAGGGUGAAAUGCGAACGUACUGGUUGCUUGGUGAGGACGAUCAGAAGCGAAUGGAUCGAUUCGGUUCGAAUGAUGCAAUUACGAAUUUGACUAUACCGGAUCUUCUCUGUACUCCGGAUCAAUCGCAAACAAGCCUUAGUCGACCGUCGCUACGACGAAUGUUGUCCGAUAUGGUUCCCAUGCUACAUACGUCACACCAGCAUAGCACCAGUGACCAGCAGAUACCAUCGGUCAGCUUUCUUACUCACAAUGGAUCGAAUCUUGGCUGUUACAUCUGUCACAAACGAAAGGUUCACGCGGGGGCCACACCUAUAGCGGAAAGGACGCAACGUCUAUCGAACAUUCAUGGAAGCUACGGUGUGGAUGAAGCUAUCUGCACGUGCCAUCAAAGAAAUUGCUUGUUGGAGUAUUACAAUGACAAUUUGAUGACUGUAAGGACAAUUCGAGAACCGCGAUCAGCGCCGCAGAUCACUUUUAUGCAGUGAUCAAAGACAUCGAAAAAAUAAGCAUAUGAGCCUCUUGAUUAUCCAAAACACCCAUGGUUUCAUAGCUAGGUAAGAAAUUUGAGAUUUGAGGAAAUAGUGACCGUCAUUUGACAGAUAGUAUAUGUAGUAGAAACAUUGUUGUUUCACAACAAUUAAGCCAAUUAAUGUUUUCGAUGUAUUUUGCUAAUGUUAAAAGUAAGUAUAGAUCUUGUUUGAUCUUCUGAAAGUAUUUAUACUUUAGAAAAAGAAUGUAACAUUGAAAUAAAGUCUCGUGUACCGUCACAUUUAUUGGAUGGCUCAAGGAUACACACAA